This is a messenger RNA of Prunus mume (Japanese apricot), 1230 nucleotides long. Lineage: Eukaryota; Viridiplantae; Streptophyta; Magnoliopsida; Rosales; Rosaceae. The record is from RefSeq and is a predicted model, not a curated record.
AUGGCAAUGGCAAUGGCUUGCACCACCGAAAGAAAAACAACACCACCAAAUAGAAAUAGGUGGGCUGAUGAGCUCCUUCCUGAACUGUUUGAGUUGAUCUUGAAAAAGCUCGCUUCAAAUGUCCUCGACAUCAUUCGGUUUAAAGCCGUCUGUUCUUCCUGGAACUGCGCUGCUGCAAGAUCGUAUACCUCUGCCCCCUUGCCUCAAUAUCCAUGGCUCUUGGCCCCCAUGCCCAAGUUCUCUCCUAUUGAGAGCCGGUGCUUCUUCAGCCUUCCAGAGAAUAAGGUUUACAAGAUGGACUGGAAUCGGGAGAAAACGUUUCAUGGCGAUGGUGUUUCCUGUUUGGGUUCAUCAUAUGGGUGGCUGGCGAUUAAGGAGGUGUACACAGAAAAGAAAACCUACAACGAAUAUGAAGAAAUCGUUCAUCUUUUCAAUCCAAUUUCCAGAGAACGCUUGACGCUUCUCUUGGCGCCAAAACUGACUAGAACUGAUAAAGUUGUGCUUUCCUCGGACCCCUCCCGCAACAACAACUUUGUAGUUGUGGUAAUUCAUAGUCGCUUCUUUGAAAGGACAGGGUUAGCAUUCUAUCAGCAUGGCAGAGGAGGAGACAACGCUUCUGCUUGGAAUAACUUAUCACAUGGGAGUACCUGUGCCGAUAUGGUAUUCCACAAUGGUCAUUUAUUUACACUGUCCAUCGUCCACACAAUUCAAGUUUGGGACUUCAGGGGCACCCAUGAUAAUAAUAAUUAUCCCACGAAGAUCAUGAAUUUUCAACCUUCCAUCGAUGGGAAUGUCAAUAGCAUGGCGGUUGAUGAAUGGUUGGUGGAGUCAAUGGGUGAGCUUUUGCUUGUGGGGAAGGAACGGUUAGGGAAUGAUACCAGAGGAGCAGUGAAAUUUUUUGUCUACAAGUUAAAUAUUGCUGCCAAAACGUUGGAGAAGGUGGAAUCUUUGCGUGAUUGUGCUUUAUUUUUGGCCAGAAAUCAAUCUGCAAUGUCAUUCUCAUUAUCCACCAAAGAAUUGCCAAGAUUGAAAGAAAACUCUAUUUACUUCACAGAUUUGGAUCAUGUGCUUAAGCUGAAUGAGAGUUGUGAUAAUUUUAAUGAAAUUCAUGUGGGAGGAGUAUACAACUUAGAAACUAAAGUUGUUGAGACAUAUUAUCCAACUCGAGCGCCUAUUGAACUAUUGAGAGUUAAAGGCUAUGAAAUUGAAUACAAGCGCCAGUCUAUGUGA